This is a messenger RNA of Rhododendron vialii, 2816 nucleotides long. Its product is annotated as probable folate-biopterin transporter 8, chloroplastic. The record is from RefSeq and is a predicted model, not a curated record. The transcript has 2 exons. NCBI's taxonomy places the organism in Eukaryota, Viridiplantae, Streptophyta, Magnoliopsida, Ericales, Ericaceae. Bases 254 to 1879 code for a protein of 541 amino acids. Gene Ontology annotation, cellular component: membrane.
AAUGCCAAGGUAUCAGCUGGAAGCCUGGAACACUCUCCAUCUCUCUCUCUAGUCUCUAGUCUCUAGUAGUACCCUCCCCAAAAUUCUUCCAGAUCCCUCUCUUCUCUCUUACUCUCUCUCCUCAAUCUCAAUACCAGCACACACCACUCUCCCCCCACCACCAUCUUCUCUGUGGAAUUGCGAAAGCCACCAACUUGGGUGUUCUUCCAUCUCUCCCACCCUCCCCCCCCGCCCCUCUCUCUGUCUCUCUGCCAUGAUUAACCCAUUGGUUUCCAAUGGAAUCCCAUUAAUUCCCCAAGUCUUAGCAAUCCAAAACCCCCCACAAAGACCAUCAUUUCCCCUCUUGAGAUCAAUCCGUUGUUCUAACAAUCCAAACCCCAAAACCCUUAUCAUAAACCCUAUCAGAACAAACCCAGACGAGGUCCCUCCAAUUAACUCCAAGAAGAACAAAGCAUAUGAGGAAAGAAAAGGUUUUUCCCAAUUGGGUAUUAGAAAGAUGUUGGUUUUGUGUGGAUUUGGGUACUGGGUACAAGGUUUCAGGGGAUUCCCCUGGCUUGGGCUUAAUUUCCACAUGGCCAACAAUCUUAAUUUCGACCCAUCAACUUUGCAGCUUGUGCAGAACACUGGAAACCUCCCCAUGGUGAUUAAGCCUCUCUAUGGAAUCUUGUCUGAUGCUCUUUACAUUGGUCGUGCUCACAGAAUUCCCUAUAUUUGCAUUGGAGUCCUUUUGCAGGUUUUAUCUUGGGGGUCAUUGGCAUUGAUCCCCUUUGCUCGCGAAGCCCUUCCUACUCUUAUGGGGUGUGUUCUUCUCAGUAAUCUUGGGGCAUCCAUUACAGAAGUUGCGAAAGAUGCUCUUGUUGCUGAGUAUGGCCAAAAGCAAAAAAUAAAUGGCCUUCAAUCUUAUGCAUUCAUGGCCUUAGCUGCUGGUGGAAUCCUCGGUAACUUAUUGGGUGGAUUUUUUUUGCUGAAAACACAAGAACCCAAAUCCAUUUUUCUUAUCUUCACUUUGUUACUUGCCCUUCAAUUUGCAAUUUCUUUGGCAACAAGAGAGGAUUCGCUUGGUUUGCCUCAGCCAUCUCCCAACUCUCUUGAAAAGAGAUCGAUAUCAGUUAGUAUCAGGAAGCAGUAUUCCGAUCUUUUAAUGGCAAUCAGUGAUGAGAGUAUCUCCCGGCCUUUGAUCUGGAUUGUAGUUUCAAUUGCCACAGUCCCAAUUCUCUCGGGCUCCAUCUUUUGCUACCAAAUACAAUGCCUUCAUGUAGAUCCUUCCAUCAUUGGGAUGUCUAGAGUGACUGGCCAAUUGAUGCUUCUUGUGAUAACUCUACUCUAUGACCGUUUCGGGAAAACUGUUUCCAUGAGAAAACUGAUUGGUUUAGUGCAGAUUUUGUAUGCUGCUUCUCUCCUCCUUGACCUUGUCUUGGUGAAGCAGAUCAAUCUGAAACUGGGUAUUCCGAAUUGGGUUUUUGCCCUUUGUUUUUCUGGAGUAGCGGAAACUAUUACCCAAUUUAAGCUCUUGCCAUUCCAAGUGCUUUUUGCAAGUUUGGCUCCACCGGGUUGCGAAGGAUCACUCGCUUCCUUAUUGGCCUCAGCCUUGUGUUUGGCAUCCAUAGUUGGUGGGUUUCUGGGUGUCGGAUUGUCUUCUCUUCUUGGAACAACAUCAGGUGAUUAUGCCAGCCUGCCUGUGGGAAUUGUCGUACAAUUUCUUGCAGCUUUAGUGCCACUGGGAUGGAUUUAUCAUGUCUCCUCAUCGCAACCUGUUGUUGAGACAGAAAACAAUAGAGGUAAGAGUAAAAGAACUCGAAGAAAGAGGAGGGUUGGACGAGUUGUUUUUGCCUCUGUUUAUGACUACCGUAGAGAAAGAGAAUCGGAGCUGCAUAAGUAAGAGAUGUACUUCAAUCUAAACAAACCAUGGGGAUGCUUACAUCAGUUUUCCUGCUCUAUCUAUUUUUAGAUGGCAAUUCUUUGACUGCCUUAAUAAGCAGAUUUGAUUGCCAUUGUGAAUGCCUUUCGACCUCUAACCCAAGUGCAACUAUUUUGCUCCUGAAGGGUUGCAUUCUCCAAAUGUACAUACAGCAAUUUUUUUGAGCUGUACGCAGUACAGAAUUUUCAUGAACAUUCAGUUUGAGCUGCGGGAGUUCGUCAAAUGGAUGGUCUGGCAAUUCUAACAUGCAUCAGGACCAGAUUUUCACAGUCGAUAUCUUGAAAUUCCUCCAUUCCAUAAGCAUGACUUUCCUGCUGUCUACAUACAGAUUUCUGUGCAAGCAGGAUGUAAAUGCCAUUUAGAACGUGUACAGAGUCAAUCCCCGGCAUUGUUUUGAGCAAGUCUAGCGUCCCAGAAGCUAAUUUGCUUAAGUACGUUAGGGAUGUUAGAAGAAUCUCUCAUUGUCAGGUCGAUGCCAUGUCCUAAUCUCGCGAAAAAUUGAAACAUUUUCUUGUUAAUCCUAAACCACUCUAUGGAGUUGAGAAGAAAGUCUUGGCCUGUCAUAUUGAUGCACCGGAUUGCACUACAGAGCAUUGCACGCUAGAAGUGCAAAAGCUGCAGACCUUACUUUCAUGUCAACAUGACUUGCUCAAUCCAAUGGCCUAUGAUAACCAAACCAAUCAAACUGAGUUUUAUGUUCCAAUCAAUUGGGAUCGGCAAUCCAACGGCCUAUGAUAUACUUCUUAAAUAACAACCAGCUCACUGGUCAAGAUGAAGCUGUAGCUUCGGCACUGUUGGAAUUUCAAGAGAAAUUGAAUUGAUUACUUCGAACAAGAAGAGGGAGAAACAAAUGAAUGACACUUUGUGAUAUUCUCCUCCUCAUUUUGCAAAAGAACGA